CACCCACCCUGGGCAUGAAAUCGCCCCUCCCGGCUGCUGAGGAUGGGACUGGGGUGGGGGGACACAUCCCCCCGCCAGUCCCCUCCCACCCUCGGGCACAUAAACCCGGGGCUGCGCCGCUCCCGCCCGGCUCCAGCAGCCACCAUGGGCCACCUGCAGCUCUGGCUGCUCGCCCUGGCCGGGCUGGCGGGGAUCGUGGCGCAGGAAGACCUGUACCGAAAGGUGUUCGUGUUCCGGAAGGAUCCCAGCGACGCCUACGUGGUGCUGCGGGCGCGGCUGGAGCAGCCCUUGCACAACUUCACCGUGUGCCUGCGCUCCUACACCGACCUCAGCCGCCCCCACAGCCUCUUCUCGUACGCCACCAAAGCCCAGGACAACGAGAUCCUGCUCUUCAAGCCCAAACCCGAGGAAUACCGGUUUUACGUGGGGGGCAAGUUUGUCACCUUCCGUGUCCCCGAGAGCCGCAGGGACUGGGAGCACGUCUGCGCCAGCUGGGAAUCCGCCACCGGCAUCGCCGAGUUUUGGCUCAACGGGAAACCCUGGCCGAGGAAGGGGCUGCAGAGGGGCUACGCGGUGGGGGCCACGGCCUCCAUCCUGCUGGGGCAGGAGCAGGACGGUUUUGGGGGCGGCUUUGACCUCUACAACUCCUUCUCGGGGGAGCUGAGCGAUGUCUACCUGUGGGACGCGGGGCUGUCGCCGGAGAAGAUGCGCGCGGCUUUCCUGUCCCUGCGCCUGCCGCCCGCUCUGCUGGCCUGGAAGAGCCUCAGCUACGAGGUGAAGGGAGACGUGGUGGUGAAACCCCGGCUGCGGGAGGCGCUGGGGGCCUGA
Molecule: messenger RNA, 828 nt
Organism: Oenanthe melanoleuca
Lineage: Eukaryota; Metazoa; Chordata; Aves; Passeriformes; Muscicapidae
Product: serum amyloid P-component-like
Exons: 2
Coding region: 43-828 (261 amino acids)
Biological process (GO): innate immune response
Molecular function (GO): complement component C1q complex binding
Source: RefSeq, a predicted model, not a curated record